GCAUACACCGGAAGUACAAGGAAGAGCAGGCGGUUGACUGUCAUUGUCAACAUUAUUUUAUGUCCUGGAGUUUACUGGUUUAAACAGUAAUUUAUAAUCUAUCAAACAACUUUUAACGAUAGAAUUAUCUGACCCGUUCAACCUGAACGCGUAGAAAACGACAAAAUGAACGUAACUCUGGCUGUCAAGCAGUAUGUGUCCAAAAUGAUAGAAAGCAGCGGCUCCGGUAUGAAGGUGCUGCUUAUGGAUAAAGAGACGACUAGUAUAGUAAGUAUGGUGUACACGCAGUCUGAGAUACUGCAGAAGGAGGUCUACCUUUUCGAGCGCAUCGAUUCUCAAAACAGAGACAAUACGAAACAUCUAAAGGCCAUCUGCUUUCUCCGACCGACCAAGGAGAACGUACAGCAUCUGAUUCAAGAGCUCCGUCGACCCAAGUACAGUGUCUAUUUCAUCUAUUUUAGUAAUGUGAUCAGUAAGAGUGAAAUUAAAGCAUUGGCCGAGGCAGAUGAGCAAGAAGUUGUUGCAGAAGUGCAGGAGUUCUAUGGGGAUUUCAUUGCUGUGAACCCCCAUCUUUUCUCCCUUAACGUUCAAGGAGUAUCCAGGGGUCGCAGUUGGGAGCCCAGCGUCCUGCCUCGUGUCACACAGGGUUUGACAUCAGUGCUGUUGUCAUUAAAGAAAUGCCCCAUGAUUCGCUACCAGCUCUCUUCUGACAUGUCCAAAAGACUGGCAGAGAGCGUCAAACAAAUCAUUACCAAGGAGUAUGAACUGUUUGACUUUAGGAAGACUGAAGUACCACCUCUACUAUUGAUUUUAGACAGAAGUGAUGAUGCCAUAACUCCUCUUCUCAACCAGUGGACAUAUCAAGCUAUGGUUCAUGAGCUGCUGGGCAUUAAUAACAACCGGAUAGACCUGUCCAGAGUGCCUGGAAUCAGUAAGGAACUGCGCGAGGUGGUCUUGUCUGCGGAGAAUGAUGAGUUUUAUGCUAAUAACUUGUAUCUAAAUUUUGGUGAGAUCGGAACAAACAUUAAGAACCUCAUGGAGGAUUUCCAGAAGAAAAAGCCCAAGGGCCAACAGAAACUCGAGUCCAUAACAGACAUGAAGGCAUUUGUGGAUAACUACCCCCAGUUUAAGAAAAUGUCAGGCACGGUGUCAAAGCACGUGACCGUGGUUGGUGAGCUUUCACGCCUGGUGAGUGAGAGACAACUGAUGGAGGUAUCAGAGGUGGAGCAGGAGUUGGCCUGCCAGAAUGACCAUUCUAAUGCACAACAGAGUGUAAGGCGGUUCCUGCAGAACCCACGGGUGAAUGAAAUUGAUGCUGUGCGGCUGGUAAUGCUGUACGCACUGCGAUAUGAGAAACACAGCAGCAGUAUCCUGCCCAGCCUUAUUGAGGAGCUCACUCGUAGAGGAGUGUCAGAGAGACAUCGUAAGAUGGUACAGGCUGUGGUGGAAUACGGAGGUAAACGAGUAAGAGGAAGUGACCUCAUCACUCCUACAGAUGCUGUUUCUAUUACCAAACAGUUUUUCAAAGGGCUAAAGGGAGUUGAGAAUGUGUACACACAGCAUCAGCCACUAUUACAUGACACAUUGGACCAACUGAUCAAGGGUCGUCUGAAAGACAGCCAGUUCCCCUACCUUGGGCCUAAUUCUCUGAGAGACAGACCUCAAGACAUUAUCGUCUUCAUAAUCGGUGGGGCAACUUAUGAGGAGGCACUGGCAGUUUACAAUCUGAACCGCACAAUGCCUGGAGUGCGCAUCGUCCUAGGGGGCACGACCGUUCACAACACUAAGAGCUUCCUGGAGGAAGUGAUGCUCACGGUAGGUUCGGGUGGUGACAGGGCACAAGGAUCUGGCCGACCACCAAGCCGACGCUGAACUGUCACAAUAAUCACAUGCGUUGAUGUGUGCUUAAGUACUCUGACCCUAAACACAAUUUUAUUUUUUCACUCUUAACAUUCCUUUAAAGUGCAUCAUUUUCGAGUGUUGCUAAUAAUGUGUGAAACAAAACAAUUAAAAUGUGCAUCACUUGAAAUAAUUAUCUGUAAAUAUUAUGUUCGGACGCCGUUAAAGUGAUUAUAAUGGCAGAAUUUGUAUUUAUUUGUUCAGUGUUGUUGUGUUUGAUCAUUUGUUUUACAGCUGAAUAUGUUUCAUAUGAACAAAAAUGAAGUGUAUAAAGUCUACAUUAAAAAACUGUUGUAAAAAAUAAUAUGAGCAGCCAUAUUAAAUGGUAAUAUUGCAAUAUAACAGUCAAACGUCUCAACAAGUUUCCAGCAAGUCUGAAACAUCAUUCAAAUCAGUUUGUUUCAAAACUGAGGAUUUAAAAUGUCAAAUCAAACAACUAAAUAUUAUAUUGGACCACCAUAUUCUUUGUUGGUAUUGAAAAUCACAGACCUGUCCAUCUAAAUGAAAUAACAUGUCGCAAAUAUCCAUAAGUGUUUGAAAAAAUAAAGAAAUAUGGAUA
Molecule: messenger RNA, 2458 nt
Organism: Triplophysa dalaica
Lineage: Eukaryota; Metazoa; Chordata; Actinopteri; Cypriniformes; Nemacheilidae
Gene: vps45
Product: vacuolar protein sorting 45 homolog
Exons: 15
Coding region: 166-1872 (568 amino acids)
Biological process (GO): intracellular protein transport; vesicle-mediated transport
Cellular component (GO): Golgi membrane
Source: RefSeq, a predicted model, not a curated record